AGACACGUCCUCCACUUGAGACACAUGUUGAAGUUGCCAUGGAAGAAAUGUUAGCCCCGGACAGGAAUAUCCGCGGCUGGCCCACCUGUACACACUAAGCUCCUGGCCCAGCCAUGUUCGGCACAGAGUCCUCAUUAAGCAUGUUUCUCAACACCCUGACGCCCAAGUUCUACGUGGCUCUCACAGGCACUUCGUCCCUCAUAUCAGGACUUAUAUUGAUCUUCGAGUGGUGGUAUUUCAGGAAGUACGGGACCUCGUUUAUCGAGCAGGUGUCUGUGAGCCACCUGCGCCCCCUGCUGGGCGGAGUGGACAGCAGCUCUCCCACCAACUCCAGCACCAGUAACGGGGAGGCCGAGUCCAGUCGGCAAAGCGUGUCAGAAUGUAAAGUUUGGAGAAAUCCGCUGAAUUUAUUUCGUGGAGCCGAAUAUAACCGGUAUACAUGGGUAACAGGCAGAGAGCCUUUGACAUAUUACGACAUGAACUUGUCAGCUCAAGACCAUCAAACCUUCUUUACCUGCGACUCAGACCACCUGAGGCCGGCUGAUGCCAUCAUGCAGAAAGCGUGGAGGGAAAGGAACCCUCAGGCUCGUAUUUCUGCAGCACAUGAAGCUCUGGAGCUUGAAGACUGUGCGACAGCGUACAUCCUUCUAGCAGAGGAGGAGGCCACCACCAUCAUGGAGGCUGAGCGGUUGUUUAAACAAGCCCUAAAAGCUGGCGAGGGCUGCUACCGCCGCAGCCAACAGUUGCAGCAUCACGGUACUCAGUAUGAAGCCCAGCACAGAAGAGACACUAAUGUGUUGGUGUAUAUAAAAAGGAGGCUGGCCAUGUGCUCCAGAAAGCUCGGCCGAACUCGAGAAGCAGUCAAAAUGAUGAGAGAUUUAAUGAAGGAGUUCCCUCUCCUCAGUAUGUUCAACAUCCAUGAAAACCUGCUCGAGUCGCUACUAGAGCUCCAGAACUACGCCGACGUCCAGGCUGUUCUGGCCAAGUACGACGAUAUUAGCUUGCCCAAAUCUGCAACAAUAUGCUACACUGCAGCUUUGCUCAAAGCCAGGGCGGUAUCGGACAAGUUCUCUCCAGAGGCAGCGUCCAGGCGGGGCCUGAGCACGGCGGAGAUGAAUGCAGUAGAAGCCAUUCACAGAGCGGUGGAGUUCAACCCUCAUGUCCCUAAAUACCUGCUAGAGAUGAAGAGUCUGAUUCUUCCUCCAGAACACAUUCUGAAGAGAGGUGACAGCGAAGCCAUCGCCUACGCCUUCUUUCACCUGCAGCACUGGAAGAGGGUGGAGGGAGCACUCAACCUGCUGCACUGCACCUGGGAGGGCACGUUCAGAAUGAUCCCGUAUCCUCUGGAGAAGGGACACCUGUUUUACCCCUACCCCAUCUGCACAGAGACGGCCGACAGAGAGCUGCUACCCACAGUGUUUCACGAGGUGUCGGUCUACCCCAAGAAGGAGCUGCCCUUCUUCAUCCUCUUCACCGCCGGCCUCUGCUCCUUCACCGCCAUGCUGGCCCUGCUCACACACCAGUUCCCUGAACUCAUGGGAGUGUUCGCUAAAGCUUUCCUCAGCACUCUCUUCGCUCCUCUGAACUUCAUCAUGGAGAAGGUGGAGAGCAUCCUGCCGUCCAGCCUCUGGCACCAACUAACACGCAUCUGACCCAGAACGACCUCACAGGAACCAGGACCAACACCACAGACAGAUCUUCUUGAGGACAGUCACGGCCAAACUGAAACCAGAACCCUGCAUUGGACAAAAGACACGUUUUUGCCCAGAUUUACAGAGUUCACAUGACGGGAUGCAGCAGAACAGAGAACUGCUUUCCCCUGUGACGUUUGCAGUUUGGGGGGGGUUCAGUCGUCUAAAGCUGUUUUUGAUCAGUUGCCAUCGUUAAAAAAUGAAAAUAAAAAAAAUCAAUAAAAGGA
Messenger RNA from Nematolebias whitei (Rio pearlfish), 1918 nucleotides. Its product is annotated as suppressor of tumorigenicity 7 protein homolog. The transcript has 16 exons. The record is from RefSeq and is a predicted model, not a curated record. NCBI's taxonomy places the organism in Eukaryota, Metazoa, Chordata, Actinopteri, Cyprinodontiformes, Rivulidae. Bases 114 to 1652 code for a protein of 512 amino acids.